This is a messenger RNA of Hemiscyllium ocellatum (epaulette shark), 3957 nucleotides long. Its product is annotated as putative PIP5K1A and PSMD4-like protein. The record is from RefSeq and is a predicted model, not a curated record. The transcript is spliced from 27 exons. The coding region runs from base 250 to 3714 and encodes 1154 amino acids. Gene Ontology annotation, biological process: phosphatidylinositol metabolic process. Gene Ontology annotation, molecular function: phosphatidylinositol kinase activity. NCBI's taxonomy places the organism in Eukaryota, Metazoa, Chordata, Chondrichthyes, Orectolobiformes, Hemiscylliidae.
GUGGGCCCGCACGGCGGAGCCGCGGCAGCUGGGGUCCCGCUCGCCGGUGGAGUCUUCACUCGUGGCCUUCCUUCCCCCUCCCCCUUACACACCCACAUCUCAGCAACAGAAACAUCCGGAAGGGGUUUAUGGUUCCCCCCGCGUCCCCUUCUGUGGGCGCAGACCUCCCGGACGUCGGUGGGUCGGACGCGAUGGUGUCGCUGAUCUAGCCGCAGGCUUCGGGGUUUGCGACUCAGCCUCGGCGGCAAGAUGGCGGCGGAGGGCAGCAGCGGAACCGCAGGGCUGACUUACAGGAGAGUGCCAUCUUCAGAGAUGGCAGCAGCCUCUUCGUAUGGCACACAGUUGAAGAAGAUAGGCCACAGGCGAGUGGACUCCACUGGGGAGACUACGUAUAAAAAGACGACUUCCUCUGCCCUCCGAGGUGCCAUUCAGUUGGGGAUCACGCACACAGUUGGGAGUCUCAGCACUAAGCCUGAGCGCGAUGUCCUCAUGCAGGACUUCUACGUGGUGGAGAGCAUUUUCUUCCCAAGCGAAGGAAGCAACUUGACACCAGCCCAUCACUACGCCGAUUUCCGCUUCAAAACCUAUGCGCCUGUAGCAUUCCGAUAUUUCCGGGAGCUGUUUGGAAUUCGCCCUGAUGACUAUCUGUAUUCUCUAUGUAACGAACAACUGAUUGAGUUGUCUAACCCCGGUGCUAGUGGCUCUGUCUUCUACGUAUCUGCUGAUGAUGAAUUUAUCAUCAAAACAGUUCAGCACAAGGAGGCGGAGUUUUUACAGAAGCUGUUACCUGGAUAUUACAUGAACUUGAACCAGAAUCCUCGCACGCUGCUGCCCAAGUUCUUCGGGCUCUACUGCAUCCAGUCAGGGGGCAACAACAUCCGACUGGUGGUCAUGAACAACCUGCUGCCCCGGGCGUUGAAAAUGCACCUGAAAUACGACCUGAAAGGGUCAACCUACAAGCGCAGGGCUUCACAGAAAGAGCGCGAGAAGCCACGACCCACCUUCAAAGACCUUGACUUCAUGCAGGAUAUCCCGGACGGCCUCUUCCUGGAUACCGACAUGUACAGUGCCUUGUAUAAAACGAUUCAGAGAGACUGUUUGGUGCUUCAGAGCUUCAAAAUCAUGGACUACAGCUUGCUGGUCGGGAUCCACAACAUGGAUAUCGCCAGCCGGGAGCGUGGGGCUGAGGGGCCCCAGGGUGGCACAGAUGGCAUCGGCCCGUCGGAUGCCCGGAGACCGGCUGGCCAGCGGGCGCUGUACUCAACGGCAGUGGAGGCCAUCCAGGGCGAAUCGAGGCUGGGGGGAACCGGCGAGACGGAUGAACUGAUGGGGGGAAUCCCAGCUCGGAACUCCAAAGGCGAACGUCUGAUGUUGUACAUUGGCAUCAUAGACAUCUUACAAUCAUACAGAUUUAUAAAGAAGCUGGAACACUCUUGGAAGGCACUUGUACAUGAUGGGGACACAGUAUCCGUGCACAGGCCGGGUUUUUAUGCUGAACGAUUUCAGCGUUUCAUGUGCGGCGUAGUCUUCAAGAAGAUACCACUCAAACCAUCCCCGUCGAAGAAGAGCCGAAUUGGCAUGGCGUCCACACGCCGGGCACCAGCGGGAGGGGCUGGCCAACCACACCCAACCCUGACGGAGGCGGCGAAAGUGCAGAUGGUUGACAGGGAGAUCACUGAAGCGGUCAUUGAACAAGGAGUGUAUCAGGGGCGCCCUGACAUCCUCCCCAGGACCCCACCGUUAGACGAGGCUACCAGCCUUUCAGCAGCAACCACCUUGUCCAAUUCGUCUCUGGCGGAGCCCGGAGGAUUGGACAGCACAGGAGCGAACUCUCCAGUCUCCAGGGCCUUGGCUUUGGACGUGCAAGCGGCCUACCAAACUGAUCCUCAACCCCCCACGCAGAUAGCCAGCAGUGUGGAAAGUAUCCCUCCAAUUGUUUCGGAGCCUGUGCCGGGGAGUCUCCCUUCAGAGCUGUGCAGUGGGUCAAAAGCAGACGAGGGCACCCGGUGCCACGAUGCAGUGCUAGAAACUGAAAUUUGCUUUGUAAGUACCAUGCUCGGGCGCACAGUUGCCAAAAUGGAACCGCCAAUUGCCGUGAGUGUCCGGCUCCCCUCUGUGUAUCACACGGCUGUUCCUUUCCCCAGUUUUGAGGAGGUGAUGAAUCAAGCCUCCACUCCUUCCCGGCUGGUUCGGUGUGAAUCUCUUUCGCGUCUACAACUCCCGACAUCCUUGGCGUCCGAAGAAACAACAACAACACGGCAUGAUGUUGCCGGAAGCGACUACAACUCCCGACAGCCUUGGCGUCCGAAGAAACAACAACACGGCGUGAUGACACCGGAAGUGGCUGCAACUCUUGGCGUCCGAUGUAACUACAACACGUGGGAUGGCGGUAGCGGAAGUGACGAUAACACCCAGCGUUCCUUGCCGACUAAAAUAAACUACAACAGCUGGGAGUCCGGCACCGGAAGCGACUACAACCCCCGGCAUCCUUGCUGCCUGAGAGAAAACGACAACAGCGGGGAAUCCACCGUUGUCGGCGCGGACUACAAAUCCCAGCAGAGCGAAGGUCCCGGCAAAAUGGUGCUGGAAAGUACGAUGGUGUGUGUCGACAACAGCGAGUUCAUGAGGAACGGAGACUUCCUGCCCACCCGGCUCCAGGCCCAGCAGGACGCCGUCAACAUCGUGUGUCAUUCGAAAACGCGGAGCAAUCCGGAGAAUAACGUGGGGCUCAUCACCCUCGCCAAUAACUGCGAGGUGCUCACCACGUUGACCCCCGACACGGGUCGGAUUCUCUCCAAACUUCACGCCGUCCAGCCCGUCGGCAAAAUCAGCUUCUGCACUGGCGUCCGGGUGGCACACCUGGCCCUGAAACACCGCCAGGGCAAGAACCACAAAACCCGGAUCAUCGUCUUCGUGGGGAGCCCCGUGGAGGACAACGAGAAGGACUUGGUGAAAUUAGCCAAACGGCUGAAGAAAGAGAAGGUGAACGUGGAUAUUGUGAACUUUGGUGAGGAGGAAGCCAACACGGAGAAGCUGACUGCCUUCAUCAACACUCUCAAUGGGAAGGACGGAACAGGCUCCCACCUGGUGACGGUGCCCCCCGGGCCCAGCCUGGCAGAUGCCCUCAUCAGCUCGCCCAUCCUGGCCGGGGAGGGCGGCACCAUGCUGGGUCUUGGAGCCAGCGACUUCGAGUUUGGAGUGGACCCCAGUGCAGACCCUGAGCUGGCCCUGGCUCUCCGUGUGUCGAUGGAGGAGCAGCGACAGCGUCAGGAAGAGGAGGCGAGGCGCGCUGCCGCUGCAUCCGCUGUGGAAGCUGGAAUUGUGACCCCGAUGAAUGAAGACCCAGACGAUGCAAUGCUGAAGAUGUCCAUGACCCAGCAGGAGACCGCAGGGACCGGGCUGCCUGAUUUCAGCAGCAUGUCGGAAGAGGAGCAGAUCGCCUAUGCCAUGCAGAUGUCCCUCCAGGCGGCAGAGUUUGGGAGUUCCGAGGGUCUGUCCACCAUGGAAGCUGGCACAGCCAUGGAUACGUCUGAGGCUUCAGCCAAGGAGGAAGACAACUACGAUGUAAUGGAAGACCCAGAGUUCCUGCAGAGCGUGCUGGAGAACCUACCCGGGGUCGACCCCAACAACGAGGCCAUUCGCAACGCCAUGGGCUCCCUCCAGUCGCAGACCUCCAAGGAGACCAAGAAGGACAACGAGGAGGAGAGGAAGUAGAGUGGGGGGGGUGAGGGGCCGCGAGAAUUCUGACCCUACGGCGAUCUGCAUGUUGCUGCUGCAGACAGACUGACUCGAACAUAGCGGCUAGCAUCACCCUCUUUACUGAUGGCUAUUGGCUGCCAACAGGAAAAUGUCGCGCGUGUGAAAAGUCUCCCUUUAUUCCCUGCCCUGGGUGUGAUCGCACGGUGAGAGGUUUUGGCUUUGGAAACGGGAUGUUAAUAAAAUAACACAAAGACCUCA